AUGGCCGAGAAUGGAGUUCACCAAAUCACUCAGGCUGAGCUCCUGGCCCAGAUGGCCGAAUUGCAAGCUGAAGUUCGCAGACUCGCUGAGAUAUCUGCUCAGAACAACUCCGGCAAACAGGAAGAGAACGGGUCCAAGGGCCCAGGCAAAGACAACACAGACCUGCUAAGCGUCAACCCACCAAAGGAGAAGCUAACCUUGGACAAUCCGUUCUUCGAGGAAAUCACCAACUAUCAAAUGCCGAAAAAUUUCACACUGCCCUCUUCUCUUGAGCCGUAUAAGGGGAUUGGUGACCCCCGGGCUCACAUUAAGAAAUUCCAAUCUAUGAUGUUCUUUAAUGGCCCUAACAAUGAACCCGUACUUUGCAGGGCUUUUCCCACAUACCUCGAUGGAGAUGCGUUACUUUGGUUUUCAAAAUUGCCUGAAGGGUCGAUCUCUUCAUUUGAGGAAUUGGCAAAGUCCUUCAUAGACUACUUUGCGGCGGCACGGAUAUAUGUGCACGGAUCAGACUAUCUUGGAACCAUCCGUCAAGGCCCACAUGAAAGCCUAAAAGAUUACAUGACAAGAUUCAUGGAGGCCACCAUGGAGAUACCAGACCUGGACCCUGUUGUCCACUUACGCGCCCUCAAAGCCGGUCUCAAGCCCGGAAAGUUCAGAGAAACAAUCGCAGUAACAAAACCGAAAACAUUAGAAGAGUUCCGAGAAAGAGCGGCUGGACAGAUGGAGAUCGAGGAACUGCGCGAAGCCGAAAAGGCAAAAAGGAGGCAACCCAGAAAGGAAGAAAGUCGAACACUAAGGGUGGCCGACUACAAGGAUUCUAGGAAACCAUUUAAGCUCACCCCAAAGUUCAAUAAUUAUACCAGGUUCAACACAAAGAGGGAGAAGAUAAUCAAAGAGAUACUUAAUGCAAAAAUUAUAAAACCCCCAGCAAGAGCAGGUAGCUAUCAGGACCAACGAUUCGUCGACAGAAGUAAACACUGCGCUUUCCAUCAAAAGUAUGGACAUACAAAUAUAUCGAAGGAAGGAAAUAUAAAGAAAACAGUCGAGACCGAGAAGAACGCCAACAGACCUCAGGAAGCAAAGAAGACAACAAAUGGUCAAACAAUGUACCACCAAAAGGUAUUAUAA
Molecule: messenger RNA, 1128 nt
Organism: Arachis duranensis
Lineage: Eukaryota; Viridiplantae; Streptophyta; Magnoliopsida; Fabales; Fabaceae
Exons: 1
Coding region: 1-1128 (375 amino acids)
Source: RefSeq, a predicted model, not a curated record